This is a messenger RNA of Neogale vison (American mink), 1042 nucleotides long. NCBI's taxonomy places the organism in Eukaryota, Metazoa, Chordata, Mammalia, Carnivora, Mustelidae. The record is from the annotation of a RefSeq genome assembly.
AUCAAGCCCCCAAUUCUCAUCAUCAUCAUGUUUACCGUCGUCUCGGGGACUAUAAUAGUACUAAUAAGCUCCCACUGAUUGAUAAUCUGAAUUGGGUUCGAAAUAAAUAUACUAGCCAUCAUCCCAAUUCUAAUAAAAAAAUUUAGCCCACGAGCAGUAGAAGCAUCAACAAAAUACUUCCUCACACAAGCCACCGCAUCCAUGCUUCUUAUACUAGGAAUUAUUGUCAAUCUAUUACUAACAGGGCAAUGAACAGUCUCAAGUACCCUAAACUCAACCGCAUCUAACAUAAUAACAGUAGCCCUAGCAAUAAAACUAGGCCUAUCACCCUUUCACUUCUGAGUACCUGAAGUAACUCAAGGAGUCCCAUUACCAUCAGGAAUAAUUUUACUAACCUGACAAAAAAUCGCUCCCCUAUCAAUUCUAUACCAAAUUUACCCAUCCAUAAACUCACAUUUACUGACAACUAUAGCAAUUACAUCAGUCCUAAUCGGAGGAUGAGGAGGACUGAACCAAACACAACUACGAAAAAUCCUGGCCUACUCAUCAAUCGCACACAUAGGAUGAAUAAUCGCCGUAACAACAUACAACCCAACCCUUACACUGCUAAACCUCUUAAUUUACAUCACAAUAACUUUAGGAACAUUCAUACUAUUCUCAUUCAACUCAUCCACAACUACACUAUCAUUAUCCCUCAUAUGAAAUAAACUACCAUUAAUCACCUCACUAAUUUUAAUCACAAUACUAUCAUUAGGAGGCCUUCCUCCACUUUCAGGCUUUAUUCCCAAAUGAAUAAUUAUCCAUGAACUCACAAAAAACAACAUAAUUACACUAGCAAUAUUCAUAGCAAUAACAGCCCUAUUAAAUUUAUACUUUUACAUACGACUAACAUACGCAACAGCACUAACUUUAUUUCCCUCAACAAAUACUAUAAAAAUAAAAUGACAAUUUGAAAACACAAAAAAUACAACCCUACUAUCCCCCCUAAUUGUAAUCUCAACCAUACUACUCCCACUUACACCAAUAAUAUCAACACUAUUCU